AGCCGAAUCAGGCGUCAUAUCCGGUUCGGGAAGCGCGAGCGUGUUGUAUUGAGGGUUCGGUGAGUAACGGAUGGUGAUUAAUGUCCAGGUCAGAUCUCACUCCUUCCCGCUUCUCUGUUCUGAAGCGGAGUGUGUGAUGGAGGAGCGGAGGAGCGGAGCAGCGGACGCGGAGAGAAGCAGCUGUAAGUGCGAUGCGUCGUUAAGUGCGUACAGGUGUCUGCUGAACGGCUGGUAAACGCCUCUCUUUCUCCUGGAGAUCGGAUUUUGUGUCCAUCGGUGAUGGUGAAUGUGAAAUGUUCUCAGCCACUGGCGAUGGUGAAUGUGAUAGAAAUCCUCUCUCUUUCUGUGGAAAGAGUAAACCUGACCGAAUCGAGAUGAAGAACCCAGUGAACGUGUUGCGCUUGCCCAGAGGUCCGGACCCCAACAGCCGCGGGUUUGACCCCACCACACCCCGAUACAUUGCCCUGUGUCCCUCCUCCAUCCCGGCGUCCACAGCGAGCGGUACUGACCUUAACAACAUGGAGGAAGAGCAAAGAUUACGCUCAGAACUGCGGGAACGGUUCCUCAGGACUCUUAUAGCCAUGACGGACAAACAGGUUCACUUCAGCAUGUAUGAAAAAGUCCAAGUGCAGGCAAAAUUCGGAGCCUCGGACAUCGACGUGAUGAACUUCCAGGUUUCUGAUCUGCAGACCCCUCUAGGCGUUCAGAAAGAGGCGUUACUCAGGUGUCAGGACGUGAUCUCGUACUCCUUUAACUUGUGAGUUUGUGAAUGUUAUAGAAUUCAAUUAAAGUGAAAUGUUUCUCA
Ictalurus furcatus (blue catfish) is the source of this 805-nucleotide messenger RNA. It is a transcript of the gene gemin7, whose product is annotated as gem (nuclear organelle) associated protein 7. Gene Ontology annotation, biological process: spliceosomal snRNP assembly. Bases 294 to 761 code for a protein of 155 amino acids. The transcript has 4 exons. The record is from RefSeq and is a predicted model, not a curated record. Gene Ontology annotation, cellular component: SMN-Sm protein complex. Lineage: Eukaryota; Metazoa; Chordata; Actinopteri; Siluriformes; Ictaluridae.